AUGAACUUGAGCGAGCAAAAUGCUCAUGUGAACCGACAAGUCGUAGCUGGUACUAUGUGCGAUCGUUCUAGUGAGCCUUCAGCAACCUCUUCCAUAAGUUUGUUUGCAUUCCCUGCUGAGUGUAACUUCAGCGUCACUCGGAAUAAUCGAAAUGCUAUUGUGAAUCAAGUGCAUGCUGGCUGCUGGAACAACUCAUCAAGCAAGGACACACGAUGGCUUGUACUAACUGAUGCAGCUAAAUACGUUGCGACACACCGUCUCGAUCUCUCUACGUGCCACCCAGAUUUCGUGACGCUUUCAUUCUACAAGAUUUUCGGGUAUCCGACAGGACUUGGAGCGUUAGUGAUGCGCAAAUCUGCUAUGUCUUAUUUGAAAAAGCUCUACCAUGGCGGUGGGACCGUGCAAAGCAUUUUAGCUGGCCGAAACUAUGUUGUUCCGCGUGGGAUGGACAACAGUAACGACGUCAGCUCUCGUUUUGUUGAUGGAACGCAGUCGUUCCUGUCAAUCCUUGCCUUGCGUCACGGAAUUCAUCAGGUAGAGAAGCUGGGAAUGGCGAACAUUUCAGCUCAUACUGAAGCUUUAAGAGCGCUGCUUGUUGACAGGCUAGCCGGUUUGCAGCACUGGAAUGGGCGGCCGAUCUGCGUUGUUUAUGGCAACGACAGCGGCAGGAGUAACGCUGAACAACAGGGACCAAAUGUUGCUUGCAAUUUUCUUCGCUCAGAUGCCAGCUACGUCGGAUACAGCGAAGUUCACAAGCUAGCGGAGAUCCACAAUAUCCAUUUGCGGACAGGCUGUUUCUGCACUCCAGGCGCAUGCCAGCACUAUCUCGGCCUUAGUGAGCUCGACUUAAUGCUGAACAUUGCGGUUGGUCAUGUCUGUGGUGACGACGUGGAUGUGGUGCAUGGAUUACCCACUGGUGCUGUUCGAUUAUCUUUGGGAUACACAUGA
Peronospora belbahrii is the source of this 948-nucleotide messenger RNA. The record is from the annotation of a GenBank genome assembly. Lineage: Eukaryota; Oomycota; Peronosporomycetes; Peronosporales; Peronosporaceae.